AUGAAGAAACAGUUGAAGGCAGCGUUUCUUCCCUUUAAUUAUUCCAGGACUUUGUAUCAGCACUUACAAAAUUUGAGACAAGGCAAUCGAUCUGUAGAUGCUUAUUCCAUAGAGUUUUACCCACUGAUAGCGCGAAAUGAUGUGGGAGAAUCAGAAGACCAGUUGGUAGCGCGCUAUAUUGGUGGACUACGAUUGAAUUUGCAAGACGUCGUAAAUAUGUUCUCGCCGAUAUCUGUUUCUGAGGCUCACCAGCGAGCACUUCAGGCUGAAAAUCAACAACAACGUCGUUCUAUAGUAGGCAUUUUUGGUGGUCCAUCUGGAGGUGGGGGUCGACAAUUCGCCCCAAAUCCCACAUCUGGUCCGUUCCAAUCCUUUACAUCUAGGGGUCGGGACGUUGAUCGGGACACUCGACCAGUGGUUCCUCCAACCGCUAAUCCGGGUGGCUGGGCUCCUCCUGGUGGACGAGGGCGUGGAAGUCAGUGUUUUGGUUGUGGUGGUUUUGGUCAUUUGAGGAAUGACUGUCCGUCUCAUGGGCGGCCACGCCCAGGUUUAUUCAUUGGAGAGACAACACAAGCCGAUAUUAACAAUCCUGUUCAUGCGGAGAAUGAAGAAGAAGAGGCUGAAAUUGUGCAUACAGGUGACACGGGGCCUCUUUUGGUGGUCCGAUGGGCGUGCCUUACGCCUAAGGGGUCGUCUGAGGACCUGCAGCGAAACAAUAUCUUUCUGUCUAUGUGUACCAUUGGAGGAAAGGUGUGUAGGUUCAUCAUUGAUUCGGGUAGUUGCGAAAAUGUGAUAUCCGAAGCUGCCGUGCAGAAGCUGCAGUUAAGCACCGAACCUCAUCCUGCUUCCUAUAGCCUAGCAUGGUUGAGACGAGGUAAUGAAAUUCGUGUUACUAACCGUGUGUUGUUUGAUAGGGAUGUGUGCCAUGAAGGGCGUCGAAAUGCAUAUACAUUCACCUUUUCGGGUAAAAAGAUUAUACUACUACCCUCCAAAGUUACGCAGUGUCUGUCUUCGACAGGGGACAGUAGUAAUCUACUUUCCCGAUCUUUGUUUGUGCGUGAAAUGCUGGCAGAAGGUGUUGUACUAUUGUUAGUGGGAACUAAGGCAAUAGGAGUGUCAACAGUUCCUAUGGCAGCCGAGGGGACGGGUCUUCACCCUAAAGCUGCCAUCUUGGUGUCUGAGUUUCAUGAUGUGUUUUCGGAUGACCUUCCACAGGGUCUUUCACCUUUGCGGGAUAUGCAACAUCACAUUGAUUUGGUACUGGACGCGUCAUUGCCUAAUCGCCCACCUUAUCGAAUGAGCCCAGUGGAACAUGAGGAGUUGAGGAGACAAGUAGAGGAGUUGGUGCAGAAGGGGUACAUCAGAGAGAGCCUCAGCCCGUGUGCAGUCCCCGCACUCCUAGUGCCAAAAAAAGAGGGAAGUUAUCGGAUGUGUAUAGAUAGCAGGGCCAUCAACAAAAUAACAGUUCAUUAUUGCUUUCCGAUACCGAGGCUAGAUGACUUGCUUGAUCAGUUGGCUGGCGCAACUGUGUUUAACAAACUAGACUUGAAAAGUGGUUACCAUCAGAUAAGAGUCCGUCCUGGUGAUGAGUGGAAGACAACAUUUAAGACACUGGAGGGAUUAUUUGAGUGGCUAGGUAUGCCGUUUGGACUAUCAAUGCACCGAGCACGUUCAUGCGGGUGA
Olea europaea var. sylvestris is the source of this 1683-nucleotide messenger RNA. RefSeq lists its product as uncharacterized. Gene Ontology annotation, molecular function: nucleic acid binding; zinc ion binding. Lineage: Eukaryota; Viridiplantae; Streptophyta; Magnoliopsida; Lamiales; Oleaceae. The record is from RefSeq and is a predicted model, not a curated record. Bases 1 to 1683 code for a protein of 560 amino acids. The transcript has 2 exons.